Messenger RNA from Desarmillaria tabescens, 1263 nucleotides. RefSeq lists its product as uncharacterized. The transcript has a single exon. Lineage: Eukaryota; Fungi; Basidiomycota; Agaricomycetes; Agaricales; Physalacriaceae. Bases 171 to 923 code for a protein of 250 amino acids. The record is from RefSeq and is a predicted model, not a curated record.
UGGGACUCGAGAAAGACCUAUAUGAUUGCGCUAGGUUGCUGCUUAAGAAGAAAUCUUUCCAUGUUAAUCCAAAGACGCUUAGUCUUCCGGUAAAGCUUUGACGGCUAUUACACAAGGAUACAAUAGAGGCCCUCUCAUCUAAGAGCUUCUAUAAUCUACAAAGGACGCUAAUGUCUCAUCUAUCUGAAGCCAUUUCCGUGACACAGUGUGUAGAGUCCUACAUUCCCAACUUGCCCUCAUGCACCCUACCAUAUCUUCCUCAGAUCCUACGUUUUCUCUUAAAGAGGGCUUAUAGCCUCCAAGAUUGCAAACGUUAUGUUGUUAUGCUCGUGGCCGAUAUGGACAAAUAUUUGCAGGAAUGUCUUCACCUAUCAAGGCCCGGAAUAACUAUUGGAAUGCGACGGAACCAUCUUCGCGCAUUUUUAAACCUCACAACCAAAGAACUCCAUGAACCUUUGACCGCCGAGCGCCCUAACUGCCUUGAUCUACAUCUAUGUCCAAAAACCGUUGCUUUCAUUGAACGUCUGCGCAAUUUAGCUUAUGUGCUAAACGUAUCCGCCGAUGAUAGUGCCCAAUGGCAGGAUAUCCUACAGUCAUGCCGUGUAGACGAUACACCUCCUGCUCCCGUUUGCCUGGAAGAAAUAGCCUCAGUCCCAUUGCCGCCCAAGGAGCCAUCCGCCCUUGCCGGCGAAAUACCAAACUUAUCAUCCUUAUGGGACCAACUCGUCCGGCUUCAAGAAUUACUGGAUACGAUUUCCGCUGUUGAAAAUAUUGCCACCGAACUUGACUCUCAGACCGGUCCUCGACGAGAGUCAAAUCAUAUAGACCGAACCCGACCUCGUACUCCCUACCGUAGAAGUACUAUGAAAGGCAGGAUCUCGAAAGUGGCACCACAGACAGCCCCGAAGCGGUUCCUAAUGUGACGGUGGCUCCAGUUGAUCUCGACGGAAAUUAGCGCUCUGGCAAAUGUAGGUCAACCAUCAUUGAUAUUCGAUAGUUGUCGAGGGUGACAUUGAUACCUUCCCUAGAUUUUGAACAUUUUCCGAUUUGAUUUUCGCGCCAAAUACAGUAGUAGCGAUUAACGAUACAUCAGUACUUCUUGAUAGCUUCAAGUACACAGAUCCAGAAAAGAAAGUCAGUUUACAGCAUGCGUUCGCUUAGUUGCGGCUCUUGUGCAUAGUUGGUACAUAGACUGCUGAGAGGCCGGGGUCCUGCUGAAUAACUAGCCGCUCGGUCCUGGUCCCAAAGGUCCAUGGCAUUUGA